AUGGCCACUAGUUCACAGCAGAUGGAAACCUCGGCCUUUACGCAUCGCCACUUCACCCAGAUGGCGGCCUUCUCAAGUGGCACUCCUCUGCGCGUUAUCGCCCACGUCGACCUUGACGCUUUCUACGCACAGUGUGAAAUGGUGCGCCUGGGCGUACCUGAAGACGUUCCUCUGGCUGUUCAACAGUGGCAAAGCCUCAUUGCUGUGAACUAUGCGGCUCGAAAAUUUGGCGUCACGAGGCAAAUAAAUAUCACCGAGGCCCGCAAGCUUUGCCCACAGCUCGUCGCUCAGCACGUCGCCACCUGGCACCCUUACCGCUUCGAGUCCCGCAAGAUUCUGGCCGCCAUGAAAGAGGUGCUCCCGCCACCACCCCUGCAAAGAGUAGAGAAGGCUGGGAUCGACGAGGUUUUCCUCGAUCUUUCUGCUCAAGUUCACAGCAUCAUGUUGGUGAGCUUUCCGGUGUUGUCGGCUGCCAUGGCGCCAGGGGCUGACCCAUCCGCGCGGCUACCGCCACCGCCCAUCACGGCCCUCGACUGGAAAUCAGACCAUCUUGUGGAUCUAGACGAAGCGGAGGAGAUCAAGGACCCCGACUGGGAUGAUAUUGCACUCAGCAUAGGCGCGGACAUAAUCCGAGAGGUACGGGCGAGGGUGCGAGAAAAGUUGAACUACACCUGCUCGGGUGGCAUAUCUCACAACAAACUUCUCAGCAAACUAGGCUCCGCGCAAAACAAGCCGAACAAGCAGACCGUGAUCCGUGGCCGGGCCGUUGCCCGCUUUCUCGCACCGAUAAAAUUCACAAAAAUGCGCAACUUAGGCGGCAAGCUUGGUGAUCAAGUCGCUCUCGAGUUCGACACAGAAGAUAUCAACCAGCUUCUUACCGUACCUUUAAGCAGUCUAAAAUCCAGGCUGGGGCAGGAAACGGGUCUCAUCAAGUCUAUGCUCUCGGCCAAGUCUUUUCGCCCGCCUAUCCAUACUCGCGCGCAGGCCGAACAGUGGAUAAAAAUCUUUGCAGCCGAUAUAUUCUCCCGCCUGGUAGAAGAGGGCAUCCUAGAAAACCGAAGAAGGCCAAAGACGGUGAGCCUUCACGUGCGGCAUAAUAACCUCACUCGUUCUCGCCAAAUCCAGAUUCCCCCAGCUCGGCCAUUGGACGAGUUCGCCCUCGUGAAUAUGGGCAGCAGCCUCCUGACUCAAAUCAUGUCGGAGGGCGAAGUCUGGCCUUGCCUACAUAUGAAUAUGAGCUUACCCCGUGAUCCUAGGGCCAGGAUCUACUAA
Molecule: messenger RNA, 1272 nt
Organism: Parascedosporium putredinis
Lineage: Eukaryota; Fungi; Ascomycota; Sordariomycetes; Microascales; Microascaceae
Source: the annotation of a GenBank genome assembly